AGUUGUUUUAUCAACGUUUAGAUGUAACGUUACACUGCUCAGAAAUCAUGGCUAGGUAGGCAGCUCACUAACAAGUUUUGUCAUGGAUCCAGAGGUUUCGCUCAUGCUUCACUGUGAUCCAUCACAGGCUCUUGAAGAACAUCAGAUGCACGUAGAAGUUUCAGACAGAUUCAAUCGUCAGCGUUUUCCUGAAAUCGAGCAGCACAUUGAAGCCAUCUGGACUGACCGAGUGACCAAAGAACCAUGGCUUUUCAAUGGCGCCAAAUUCAGACUGCAUUCAGCACUGCUCGCGCUCACAGAAAACGGACCAAUGGGAGAACAGGCCCUCCAAAACACAACGCGCUUGCGGCACGAUGAAGGAGAGCACUCAGAAAGCACUCGCAACAAAUCUUCGGGGGGAUUGGCAAAAAGAGAGCAACCAUGUGUGGUGAAGUUACAGUUGGGCCUGACUUGUUAUAAAGACUAUCUGGGGACGAACUGGUCACGAGAGGCAGAGAAGCUGCAGAGUCACGGACGGAACGAGUGUUUGGACCCUCAGGCAUUUCUGUCGCAGCCGCUGGGGGUCGGGGCUGUUUUGGCCACUGCGGAUGGAGAUGUCGUCCUGCUGAGGAGAAGUCAAAAAGUGGCUGAAGCUGCAGGUCUGUUAGACAUUCCUGGAGGACAUCCAGAGCCGAAGAUGGUGUGCCCGGGGGUCAGUGAGGAGGAUAUUUGUGUUGAGCUUCUGCAGGGUAAAGAGAGAGCCGUUGUCUCUGAGAUCUUCUCCUCUGUGUGUGCAGAGGUCAGCGAUGAGGUGAACGUUCCUCUGGCUUCUCUCAGUAAACCGUUGUUUAUGGGAAUUGCCCUGAACCACACCAGUGCAGGUCGACCCAGUGCUGAGUUUUAUGUUCGGUGCACUUUGACGACGGAGGAAGUGAGAGAUUUCUAUAGACGUGGAGGUCCAGAAGCAAAUGAGUCCACUGAUAUACUGUUUCUCAGUCGAGAGAAAAUGCUCCAGUUAAACGAGCGCUCCCCCUUGUGGUCAGAGAUGUGUCCUUCAGCAAAGGGUGCAGUUCUGCUCUAUCAGAGGGUGAUGCCUGAAUAAUUCACUUCAUACACACGAGUGUUAUUUUAUGAUUUGCCAACAUUCUGUGUUGUCUAUCAUAUAGUGGUGUUAUGUAAUACAUAAUAUAUUCUA
Molecule: messenger RNA, 1174 nt
Organism: Danio aesculapii
Lineage: Eukaryota; Metazoa; Chordata; Actinopteri; Cypriniformes; Danionidae
Gene: nudt22
Product: nudix (nucleoside diphosphate linked moiety X)-type motif 22
Exons: 7
Coding region: 83-1081 (332 amino acids)
Molecular function (GO): GDP-mannose hydrolase activity
Source: RefSeq, a predicted model, not a curated record